GAGGAGGAGGAAGAGGGAGCUCUAUGUCUCUCCUGCAUCAGCGUCAACAUCACUGCCACGCCAGCCUUCGUCACCAGAAAACAACAAGGAAGAUCGUCGCACAACAGAGAUAUGAAAAAAAGCACCAGCAGCUCCUCCUCCUCUUCCUCCACCAGACGAGCAUCCACAGAUUAGGCCAAGACGGUUCUACCUUUUCCAGGCACAGGCAUCUUAAAGCUACCCAAGGCAGGAGGAGCUCCUAUAGGCAUGACCUGAGGGGAGGCAGGAAAGCAUCAAACGCUUAUCAUCAACAUGGGCAACCAGGAGGCUAAGCAAAAGAAAGCUGCAGCAGCAUCGGGUAAUGGAAGCUACCCUUCGCUGGAUGAAGGAUGGAGAGAGGGAGGAGGGGACAUCACAAAAAAAGGAGGAAAGAAACUCCACAGUAAGCAUGGAGGUAAAGGAGCAGGCAGCGGUGGAGGAGGAGGAGGAGGAGGAGGGGGGAUGCAUGGCACAGGACCAGGAAAGAAGAAAAACAAAUCAGAGUCCAAGUCCUCUGUUUUCUCCAUCCGGAAGAGAAAGGGCAACCUGAAAGGGAAAGGAGACGCGUGUUCAUCAGUAACAGGCUCAAAGGAGGACGUUUUAGCAUCUCAACAUGAAGAACUGGACAGCACAAAAACACCUGAAAUGUCUGCAGAUGAGCUUGGACAGUCAGACACUGAGGCCGAGAAGAAAAAGAGACCAGAGCCGGGGAGAAAGGAUGGAGACGGACGGGAGCAGAGGCAGGAGGUGCAGCGGAAAGCCUCAACAGCAGCAACAUCUCCCGCAGAGGAUGGAGGGCAGAAAGGAGGGAGCUCAGGGUCGGACACAGAUAUAUAUAGCUUCCACUCAGCAGCUGACCACGAGGAUUUGCUUGCAGACAUCCAGCUUGCUAUAAGGCUUCAGCACCAACAGCAUGGGGGGGUUAACUCAAUUGUGGAAGCACAGGAAGGGGGCGAAAGGGAUCUGAGCUGGGGAGGAGGAGAGGAGAGGAGGAAGCAGAGUAAUGGGGUCAUUAAAUUAACUCCUCCUGAGGUGCUUGACCUGACCCCAGAAUUAGAGCUGGGCUCUGAUGCCCUGUCAUUCCUAGAGACAGGGACUCUGUCUGGCUCUGUCAAGCACGCAGACCAGCCUCCAGCACCACACCUCCCUUCGUACACAGAGGUGCAUGAGAGGAGGGAGGAGAAGGAAAAGGAGGAGGUGGAGCAUCCGGAGCUAAAUGGGAAGGGGCAGAGGGAGAGAGAAGCCUCUCUUUGUGUUGCCACAGGCACAAAAGACCAGCAUGCUUGGGUGCAGCAGCCCCCUCACACAGACAUCACCAUGGCUACUGUAGGGGGGGAAGCAGUCAGCCCUGUCGCCAUGACAACCAGCGCUAACAGCUUCCCUGAUCUCACAUUUGACAGUGCUGGGAAAACCUCAGGGGACGAGGAGGAAACUGGAGGUGAAGUAGAGGAGGAGAGGGAGCCUGGGGUGGAUGUGGAUCUCAGUCCUCCAACCGCAGACAGCCACAUCAAAAGUCCAGAACCCACCGAAGUGCUGAGCUCAGGGACCGUGUUUGGAGAAGGUGAGGGUCAGUUGGGCUCGGGUACCAGUGCAGAGUCCCUAGAGGACUGCCUGAGUGCUGGAUCCGAAUCCCACCACUUUGCUGCUGCCAGCACCAGUGCCUCCCCCUCCAACCAGGAGUGCAGGAGGAGCAGCGUGUCCUUCCUGCCUCCCCAGGAGAGCCCCACCCUAGCCAAACGACUCCUCAGGUCCACCCACUCAUCCACCUCCUCUAGCCCUGUGGUGAAACCCUACCCUCCCAUCUUCCCCUCCUACAUCAAGACUACCACGAGACAGCUAAGCUCCCCAGGACAGUCCCCAGCCCUGUCCCCCUCCCACAGCCCCCUGUCCCCGCGCAGAGCCAACCAUCACCUCCACAGGACGAUGGCUGAGGGUCAUCAGGUCCAUAGGCAGCGCUCUCGAAGCCUCGCUGGGCCUCUGAGUCGCUCAGCUGACUGGACGGAGGAGCUUGAGAGGAGGAUGAGGAGCAGAGAGGAGGAUGGAGGAGGUUCAGGAGAAUAUUUGGUGGGCUACAGAGGAGGAGGCAGUCAACCCAUCUGUGCUACCAGAAGAUCCUCCUGUGGACAGGUUUCUACCUGCGGCUUUCAGGACAUCUUCACAGGUCGAACUCUUCUGGAGAAGCUGUUCCUGCAGCAGCAACAGGAGGAGCCGGAGGAGGCUGAGAGGCUCUGCUCCAGGAUCUUGGCCAUGGGUCUCCUGCUGCCUUUCACUGACUGCUUCAGAGAGCAGCUGGGAGGCAGCACUGCCCACAUCACCUCCACAGCAGCAGCCAAAUUUGACCAUGACCAGCUGUAUACAUGGGCCGCAGUUAACCAGCCGCCUCACUCCCUGGAUCCUCUUGAAGGGAAAAUACUACCAGGGCAGCUGAAGGGCCCCUGGCCUCCAACCAAACCAGGCGGAGACAACAGGACUGGACUCAAAUCCACAGAGGCAGAAGACAAUCAAGAACACCAUGCAGCCAACUUGGGUUUGAUGCAACAAGAGAAGGAGAGCCAACAGGAGGAGUGUGUCCUUCCUUCAGCUAAACUGAAGGAGAAACACGUCAACGUCAUCCAACAGCUGGAACAAACCAUAGAGGAUCUCAGGACUAAGAUAGCUGAGCUGGAGCGACAGCCCCCUCUGCUGGACAGAGACAGUAUGAAGCCCACCACCUCCACCACAGACAAGGAGUGUGGAGGAGAGGAGGGCCUGCUGAGGGUGGUGUGUGACGCUCACCUGCAGACUGAAGCAGCUCUGGCUCCAGGCUGCCUGGAGGCCAAGUCGGUGCAGACUUCGCCCAUGGACGACAGCUUUAAGUUUAAAGUGCCUUGUAGUGAGCCGGGUGGAGUCAACGGCUUCCUGCAGCCUCCACCCAGGCAGGACGGCUUCCAGUGUUCAUGUCAGCUGCAGCCUCCUCCUCCACCUCCGCCUCCACUUCCAGGAGGAGCAGUACCUCCUCAGUGUCUACCAGGACAGAUUGUGGCACCACCUCCUCCACCACCUCCUCCUCCACCAUUACCAGGAGGCUCAGUGCCAGCUCCUCCACCUCCACCUCCAUUACCCCCUGGUUUGGCAGUUCCUACACCUCCACCCCCACCUCCUCCUCCUCCACUUCCUGGUGGCCUUGCUCCACCCCCACCACCUCCUCCUCCUCCACUUCCUGGUGGCCUUGCUCCACCCCCACCACCUCCUCCUCCUCCUCCUCUCCCUGGUGGCAUUGCUCCACCUCCUCCUCCAUUACCAGGAAUGGGAGGUCCACCUCCUCCGCCACCACCUCCAGGCUGUGGGCCUCCUCCACCACCUCCUCCACCAGGAGCCAUCUCGGUACCCCCUAGUCUUCCAGGGGCUCUGGGCUCCCUGCCUCCUCCUUUGCCGUUGGGGCUGUACGCUCUGGGUCUGACCCAGGAGAAGCCACCCAGGAAGGCUGUGGUGGAGCCUCCCAGACCAAUGAAGCCCCUCUAUUGGACCAGGAUCCAGCUCAGCAACAAAAAGGAUGUUUCCAAUUCAUUGGUGUGGGAGACCAUUGAGGAGCCUGACUUGGACUUUGAGGAGUUUGUAGAAUUGUUCUCUAAAACAGCUGUGAAGGAGAAGAAGCAGCCGCUCUCUGACACCAUCACCAAGUCCAAGGCCAAACAGGUUGUUAAGCUCCUAAGCAAUAAGCGUUCUCAGGCAGUAGGAAUCCUCAUGUCCUCUCUGCAUCUGGACAUGAAAGAUAUCCAACAUGCCAUCCUGAACCUGGACAACACAGUGGUUGACCUGGAGACCCUGCAGGCCCUGUAUGAAAAUAGGGCCCAACAGGAGGAGCUGGACAAGAUUGAAAAGCACAUCAAGUCCUCAAAAGACAAGGAGAAUGCCAAACCUCUGGACAAACCUGAGCAAUUUCUCCACCAGCUCUCCCUCAUCCCAAACUUCUCUGGCAGAGUCUUCUGCAUCCUCUUCCAGUCCAGCUUCUCUGAGUGCAUGUCGUCCAUCAUGAGGAAACUGGACACACUGCAGAGGGUAUGCAAGUUGUUGCAGGACAGUGAGACGGUGAAGCAGGUUCUCGGUCUGGUUCUGGCUUUUGGAAACUUCAUGAAUGGUGGUAAUCGAACCAGAGGUCAAGCUGAUGGCUUCACCCUCGAUAUCCUGCCCAAACUCAAAGACGUCAAGAGCAGCGACAGCAUGAAAAGUCUUCUGUCGUACAUUGUAGCGUACUACCUCAGACACUUCGAUGAGGAUGCUGGCAGAGAGACGUGUGUGUACCCUCUCCCUGAGCCUCACGACCUGUUCCAGUCUUCACAGAUGAAGUUUGAAGACUUUCAGAAAGACUUGGUUCGACUCAGGAAGGACCUGCGAGCGUGUACAUCAGAAGUGGAAAAGGUGUGCAAGGUCUCAGACGAAGACAACCUGCAGCCUUUUAAAGACAAGAUGGAGGAGUUCCUGGUACAAGCUAAAAGUGAACUGGAGACCCUGGAAACUCAACUCAGCAGCACUCACAAACUGUUCCUGGAGCUCACAGUGUUAUUCUCAGUGAAGGCCAAGGCAGGUGAGAAAGAGACUUCACCCCACACUUUCUUCAGCAUCUGGCAUGAGUUCUCCUCUGACUUCAAGGACCAGUGGAAGAAGGAGAACAAAGUCAUUCUCAAGGACAGGUUAAAAGCGGCAGAAGAGUGUUUCCGGCAGGCCAAGGAGAAGGCUUCCUACAGCGUCAAACCCAAACAUGCCUCUGGCAUCAAAGCCAAGCUUGGCAUGAAGAUUUGAAUUAGUGGACAUGGAAUGCUUGUUUUCCUGACUUUGGGCACCAGCAGUGAUUCAAAAGACAAACAAAAAUAUGAAGUGGACAGAAGAGGAAAAUGAAUUGAUGUAUGUGCAGCUGAGCCUACUCUGGACGUCUUGUUUCGUUGAAUUAUUUCUUCCACUUGAAUACAUUUUGCGUGCUCUGUCAGCUUGAGGCCUUAUGUUGCUCUCCUGUCUGAUAACUGAAUUCAACACAAACAUGGAUGAGUGCUGCUGAAGGGCCACCAGGCAGCAGGAAUCAUGGGCUGCUGGGAUCACCACAGCUCAGAAACAACAUUCGCUGGAAUAAUAACAUUCUGUCUGUGCGGCCUGUAUGCCUACAUGUAUAAAAAACAGAUGUCUUACUGAUUAAGAUUUUUCAACACAAUAGAAAAGGAAAACACAGUUCAACACAACCCAUGUCAUAAAUCACAUCAGUAGCUUAAAUAAUUAAGGAAUGUAACUUCAAACUGUUAAGCAAUCAGAUCCACCAGAUGUGAAAGCUUGUUUGCAGUGAGAUUUUGUGAACGUAGCUUGGAAAUAAUGGAGAAAGCAGCACAGGAGAAUUUAAGGCUGCAAGGCAAACCUCAACUACUACAGGAACAGCGCUUAUGGGUCAAAGCCCCGGAAUGGAAACUGUGGAGCCAGUUUGGGUCCGAUUGGGGGUAUACAUGCAGGAGUAAUUCAACUCCCCAUCACAUUAUCUAGGUAUGUUAGUCAGACUUUGAGAAAUUUAAUUUAGUACGAUUUCAGUCCGACUAACAUGUUUACAUGUACUUUUGAAAGUCCAGUUUUAGUCAAACUAACACAAUAAAUCGAUUUUCUCUAAUGUCAUGAAAACAUACUGACUGAAGGAGCCAGGCACUAAUAUGCACUCGGAUGUGACUUGUGUGUUAAAACAGCGCACUUUUGAUUUACUUUUCUAUUCAACAUACAUUUAACAUGUUUGUUACACAUACUACAUCAGCAUGCAACAUGAUUAAUGAAGCUGAACUUAAAGAUGCACUAUGCAGGAUUUUGUUAAAAAAAAACAUUGUAUAGACUAAUACAAAGGUAUUCCCUCUCAUUCAUCACUUAUGACCUACUAGAAGUGUGUGGUGGUGUAUUUAUCCAGUCCAUUCUCAUUCCCAGGUCGUCAUAUACUGACACUUCAUCACACCUCCCCAGCCUACGAUACAGAGGGCAAAGGCACCUUCAGCUAACUCCAAUGACGAAAAGUCAACAUUUUUUUAACAUACUGUUACGCAAGUUAUGUAGAUCCCAUGUGAAAGCAAAGGUCAACCUUGUUUUGAUGUGGCAUUACAUAACUUUAACACAGUCUCAAAGAAAUACACUGCUCAAAAGAAUUAAGGGAACACUGAAAUGACACAUCAGAUCUUGAUGAAUGAAUUGUUCAAGUUGAAAAUCUUUACUGAUGUUCAUUGUAGAAUUUGUUGAGAACAAAUUGGCAUAAUAGGACUCAGUAGAAAACAAAAUCAUCAAUGCACUGAGGGCUGGAUUCCAAAUCACACUGAAAAUCAAAGUAAAAAAUUUAAAUCGAGGCUGAGCCAACUUGUGUUAAUUUUAUCACAACAACUCAUAAUGUGACUCAGUAGUAUGUAGGGUCCUGGCAUGCCUGUAUAGACUCCCAACAAUGUCUGGGCAUGCUCCUGAUGAGUCUGUAGAUGGCGUUUUGGGGGAUCUCCUCCCAGACCUGGAUCAGGGCAUCAGUGAGCUCCUGGACAGUCUGUGGCUGUAAAGGGACGUGACAUACUUAUGUGACUCACAUGACUCACAUGACGUAGGCUAUGUAUGUUAUGUUACAUACUUAUUUUAACUUGAAACAUUGUGUUUUUUCGAAGUCUAACCAAGUAGUUUUGUUGCCUAAACCUAACAGCAACCAUUUGACAGCAUUAACCACUUGUUAAAACGUAUUUAAUCUCGGUGACAGUUGUGUGUCUCAUACAGACACUUGAAGCUAUAGUUGGUAAUGUUGGAGAGCUAGCAAGAUUUGAAAGCAGCACCUCCUCUAAGCUCCGACCCCUGCUCCCCGUCCCAUCAGUGCUCCGUCCACAGCCACGAGCCCAGACAUGCCUGGACACGCAUCCUGCAGUCAGCAGAGCAGCGGAGAGCCGAGUAAAAUAACAAAUCCCCCCAAAGCAAACAAAUAAUUACCUGUCCAACAGAAAGACAGCAACCU
Epinephelus lanceolatus (giant grouper) is the source of this 6991-nucleotide messenger RNA. RefSeq names its product formin 2b (gene fmn2b). Gene Ontology annotation, cellular component: cytoskeleton; actin filament; cytoplasm. Gene Ontology annotation, molecular function: microtubule binding; actin filament binding. The record is from RefSeq and is a predicted model, not a curated record. NCBI's taxonomy places the organism in Eukaryota, Metazoa, Chordata, Actinopteri, Perciformes, Serranidae. Gene Ontology annotation, biological process: actin nucleation; cortical actin cytoskeleton organization.